AUGGCAUUUGUGGUCAAAUUUUCAUGUGCGAUUGUUACUAGGUUGCUAUUUAUUGUCAUCUCACUAAUCGGAGUUUGGAGAGUGAAAUUGGUUAAAGAUGACAAUAACUAUUGGUUUCUGACAUUCCUGUUUCUACCUCUCAUUCUCGAAAUGAUCAUAACUUUGAAAAUAAGAAAGGGAAAGGAUUAUAAAUGGUUCUCGCCAGCCAUCUUGCUUUUCCUGAUCAAUAUAAUUCCUUCCAUCUGGAUUUUGGAACUACAUCAUCAGGAGAACAAAUCUAGUUACCCUCAGUGCAAGAAAAUGGACUCAUGGGAAAAUGUGAAAAGCAUGAUUUCUCUGAACGAAACUGUGGAGAAUUUAACGGUUCAAACCUAUCUAAAGGUUCUUGACCAAAUCAUGUCCACGGUUUGCCCCAACGACUGGAUCCUGGCCCUCCAUCAGGUCCUGCUAAUCCUUCUCAUCGUAGGGAAGUGGCUCCUCCCACUGGGGAGCGGGGUCACGCGGAACGAACUCUCCCAGCUCCUGCUUAUCUUUGUUGGCACAGCAGCUGACAUAUUGGAGUUCACCAGUGAAACGCUGUCUGAUGUCAAGGAGAACAGCCCUCAACUGGUGUAUAUAAUCCUAGCGGUGUGGACCUGGAGCAUGUUACAGUUUCCUCUCCAUCUGGCUGUGGUGAACUCAAAGCCAGAAAGCGUGGGCAAGGGCCAAGGCGAUUCCUUCCUGACCAAGCACAGCAAAGACAUAUGGAGCAUCAUUGAGAGCCUGUUCAUCCAGGAUGGCCCAUUCCUCGUGGUCCGGCUGACCGUCAUGACCUACUUUGAUGUCUUCCACCAGAUGUUGGUGUUCUUUUCCGUUAAAAACUUCCUGGUGGUCAUCCUGAACUUCUAUUGGUUGGCCGUCAUAUGCCAGGACUACAGACCUGUAGUCAGGUCCAGAAGCAGCAGCAACAUCCCUUGA
Molecule: messenger RNA, 957 nt
Organism: Coregonus clupeaformis (lake whitefish)
Lineage: Eukaryota; Metazoa; Chordata; Actinopteri; Salmoniformes; Salmonidae
Product: transmembrane protein 26-like
Exons: 6
Coding region: 1-957 (318 amino acids)
Source: RefSeq, a predicted model, not a curated record